AGGGAAUAUAUUCAGUGAAGCCCGACUGACUGUGAGGGAUUGCACCGGGAGAAAGUUCUUUGAAGCCAGUUUUGAAAACCAAUAGCCAGAAGAUGGCAGCUAAGUGUGGUCUAUUGCUGGUGAUUGUUGGAUUUCUAACACAAAUUUAUAAUGUUCAUCCUUUUCCUGAAAGUACUACCUUGAGUCCGGAGAAAUGUGCAGAAUUGCACGAUAUCGAUAAGAUGAUCCCGCUCAAUGAUAUCCUCAAUGAUAUUCUGGCUGCCAAUCAUUACGACCCCGAAGUAAAGGAAGCCUUCAACCACCUUGCUUCCCCACAGUUCAAAGCACUAACAGAGAGGUUGGAGGGCCGGGAGGAGUAUAAGUCUUUCAUGAAAUUCUGCAAGGACAAUAAUCUGAGAAUUCCGGAGGCAUUCACCUUCCUCAAAGGUGUUCUUCCAGCUUUGGUGAAGCAAUCCGAUAGAGAGUCGUUUCCGGGAGUUAAGCCAGAGGAAAUAGUCGGAGGAAUCCAUGGCCUCAUCAUGAGAAUAUUUGAUAGCAGAUUACCAAUGAAGGAAAUCCGUACUUGCUUCAACGAAAGGAUUGCCUGUGAUCCGAAAUUCAAGGAGAAAGUCGAGAACCUACGUUCACUGGAAUUUAAGAAAUUGCUGAACAAACUUCGGGAAACACAAGAAUACAAGGAAGUGGUUGAUGACUUGGAGGAAUAUAAGAUCUACUUCAACGUCUACUUGAACGUUAUGUUAAGCUAUUUUGAUAUCAAUCAGUAAAUUUAAAGAGCUCUGAAAAGCGCUAAACAUACCCUUAAGCUUUAAAUGUUGCCACAACUUUACUAAAUAACACAAGUUUUAUUAAUAUAUGACAUUUAAUCAAA
Molecule: messenger RNA, 868 nt
Organism: Hermetia illucens (black soldier fly)
Lineage: Eukaryota; Metazoa; Arthropoda; Insecta; Diptera; Stratiomyidae
Exons: 3
Coding region: 93-764 (223 amino acids)
Source: RefSeq, a predicted model, not a curated record